AUUAUUGUUAUCUAUAUCUAUACACUGCUGCAAUGGAGGGAGCCUUGCUUCCCCUCUCUUCAACUUCUUCUUCCAAACUCAACCACCGUUUUUCUCUUCCAUCUACGCUGCUACUAAAAUCUCAACGUUACUCUCAUUUCCCCAAAUUCUUUUCUAAAUCCAAAUUUGACACUUCUUCUUCAUUAUCUAUUCGAUGCUCUACCCGCAAUUCAACUUUAUCACUUGACAGAGACAAUGCUUUUGUUUCAGAAAACGAUAAGUUUUCCACUGAUUUGCCUAAAGUCGAUAAAAGCGGCCGGUUUUGUAGUCCUAGAGCAGCCAGAGAACUUGCUCUAUCUAUAAUUUAUGCAUCUUGCUUGGAAGGUUUGGAUCCGGUUCGGCUAUUUGAGAAACGGAUGAAUGCUCGCCGAGAGACUGGUUAUGAAUUUGACAAGGAGAAAUUGUUGGAGUAUAAUCACAUGAGUUUCGGAGGGCCUACUGUUGAGGUUGAAACGGAUGAAGAAGCAAAUGAACUUCUUCGGGACAUUCAACUCGAGUCUGCAAUUGAAGAAGAAGUUCUCGCAGCUCCCCCAAAGUUGGUAUAUAGCAGACUGAUUUUGAGGUUCACUAGGAAACUAUUGGUUGCUGUCAAGGAUCGAUGGGACAUUCAUGUCCCUAUUAUUAACAAAGUUAUCCCACCAAAUUGGAAGAAUGAACCAGCUGGGAAGAUUUUAGAGCUUUCUAUUCUUCACUUGGCAAUGUCCGAAAUAGCCAUGCUAGACACUAGACAUCAAAUCGUCAUCAAUGAGGCGGUGGAUCUCGCUAAACGGUUCUGUGACGGAGCAGCUCCUCGUAUCAUUAAUGGUUGUCUACGUACAUUUUACCAAGAUCUGGAGGCAUCAAAUAAUAGGGUUUAGUUGAUCUCCUUAUACAUUAUUUGUAUGUUUAUUUUUGCUUUGGAUUUGAGGAAUAUCACCAAUGGUGGUCUUAGAGAUAUGUUGAACCAUUACUAGAUAGGUUGGUGCAACCGGCGAUUUUCCACAAGUUAACAGAAGUAGUGAAUGAGAGCAUUGUUUUCAAAAUUCAAGCUCUAAUCAACUAUAAAUCAAUUGCAUAUCA
Molecule: messenger RNA, 1098 nt
Organism: Cicer arietinum (chickpea)
Lineage: Eukaryota; Viridiplantae; Streptophyta; Magnoliopsida; Fabales; Fabaceae
Biological process (GO): DNA-templated transcription termination; regulation of DNA-templated transcription
Cellular component (GO): chloroplast
Molecular function (GO): RNA binding
Source: RefSeq, a predicted model, not a curated record